Molecule: messenger RNA, 1767 nt
Organism: Nycticebus coucang (slow loris)
Lineage: Eukaryota; Metazoa; Chordata; Mammalia; Primates; Lorisidae
Gene: NCK1
Product: NCK adaptor protein 1
Exons: 5
Coding region: 223-1356 (377 amino acids)
Biological process (GO): negative regulation of endoplasmic reticulum stress-induced eIF2 alpha phosphorylation; negative regulation of PERK-mediated unfolded protein response; positive regulation of translation in response to endoplasmic reticulum stress
Molecular function (GO): ephrin receptor binding
Source: RefSeq, a predicted model, not a curated record
CUCGUGCCGUAACGGCCAUCCGUGCUGCCGCGCCGGCGUUCCGAGCCGCCGGGCUUGGCAGAGGGAAGGUGAGACGGUCUUUCCGGCAGGCAGACACACAGAUUGCGCUUCCAUCCCCGGUGCAUGAUAUCCUGUUGAGGUGCCAAGGACCCAAAAUGAAAUGAGACUAUUUUCUCUUCAGAGGCCAUAUUAUAAAAAAGGGAGAGCAGAAGCUGCUGAAAGAUGGCAGAAGAAGUGGUGGUAGUAGCCAAGUUUGAUUAUGUGGCCCAACAAGAACAAGAGCUAGACAUCAAGAAGAAUGAGAGAUUAUGGCUUCUGGAUGAUUCUAAAUCCUGGUGGCGAGUUCGAAAUUCCAUGAAUAAAACAGGUUUUGUGCCUUCUAACUAUGUGGAAAGGAAAAACAGUGCUCGGAAAGCAUCUAUUGUAAAAAACCUAAAGGAUACCUUAGGAAUUGGAAAAGUGAAAAGAAAACCUAGUGUACCUGAUUCUGCAUCUCCGGCUGAUGAUAGUUUUGCUGACCCAGGGGAACGUCUCUAUGACCUCAACAUGCCUGCUUAUGUGAAAUUUAACUACAUGGCUGAGAGGGAGGAUGAAUUAUCAUUGAUAAAAGGGACGAAGGUGAUCGUCAUGGAGAAAUGCAGUGAUGGGUGGUGGCGAGGUAGCUAUAAUGGACAAGUUGGAUGGUUCCCUUCAAACUAUGUAACUGAAGAAGGUGACAGUCCCUUGGGUGACCAUGUGGGUUCUCUGUCAGAGAAAUUAGCAGCAGUCGUCAGUAACCUUAAUACUGGUCAAGUAUUGCAUGUUGUACAAGCUCUUUACCCCUUCAGUUCGUCUAAUGAUGAAGAACUUAAUUUUGAGAAAGGAGACGUAAUGGAUGUUAUUGAAAAACCUGAAAAUGACCCAGAGUGGUGGAAAUGCAGGAAAAUCAAUGGAAUGGUUGGUCUGGUGCCAAAGAACUAUGUUACCAUUAUGCAGAAUAAUCCAUUAACCUCAGGUUUGGAACCAUCACCUCCACAAUGUGAUUACAUUAGGCCUUCACUUACUGGGAAGUUUGCUGGCAAUCCUUGGUAUUAUGGCAAAGUCACCAGGCAUCAAGCAGAAAUGGCAUUAAAUGAAAGAGGGCAUGAAGGGGAUUUCCUUAUUCGUGAUAGUGAAUCUUCGCCAAAUGAUUUCUCAGUAUCACUAAAAGCACAAGGGAAAAACAAGCAUUUCAAAGUCCAACUAAAAGAGACUAUCUAUUGCAUUGGGCAGCGUAAAUUCAGCACCAUGGAAGAACUUGUAGAACAUUAUAAAAAGGCACCAAUUUUUACAAGUGAACAAGGAGAAAAAUUAUAUCUUGUCAAGCAUUUGUCGUGAUGCUGAUGACCAGAAAUGACUGCUGCAUAGCUUUAAUUUGUUGUGUAAUUGAAGACUCAGAAAAUGGUGGUCCAGUCGUGCUUGAUUGGAAAUUGUGGUUUCUAACUCUACAUGAGAUUUGACUGUAAUAUAUAGGUAUUUUUAUUAUAACUCAGCCCAUACACACACACACACGCUAUGUAUGCAUCUGCAUAGAACAAUUCCUUAUCCUUGGUCUUCUGUUUUAUUGUUCUUUUAUUGUUUUUUCUCUUUGCUUCUAAUAUUAAUGUUUUGUAUCUUGAAAAAAGCAAAUAAUGCAGAUCAAAAGUUUUUAUAUGAAAGAAUUCCUUUAUUUCCUUGUAAAGGCACCCUAUUCUGCUAUAAUUUCUCUUCAUAUAAAAUUAUUAUAUCUACAUAUGACGUAUGCUAAAA